This is a messenger RNA of Xyrichtys novacula (pearly razorfish), 13958 nucleotides long. NCBI's taxonomy places the organism in Eukaryota, Metazoa, Chordata, Actinopteri, Labriformes, Labridae. The record is from the annotation of a GenBank genome assembly.
AGAAGGAGCUGGGAGUCAGGCACUGCUAGGAGAGCAGAUUAUGAAGCGGAGCUCGACCAGCGGCAGUCUCCUUUCAUUGUCUCAAUGGCUGCACACGCAUUCUUCCUCUGCUCCCUCGCCUUGCUGUCUGCUCUCAGCCGGCCUGGGCUCUCCUUCACGGAGGAAGAGUUGCAGGUGGGACUCACCUAUGACGAAGUGCCUGAAAUCCUGGACCGAAGGUAAAAAUCCUAUUCACAGGGGUGUAGAGGAGGAGGAGGAGGAGGGGGGAGGGGAGAUGCAGGCAGGGAUGCUGGGAUGCUGAUGUGUUCUCUGAGGGUCUUUCUUUUUCCUCCAAUUUCUUCUUUCUCUCCAUCUCACCUUGGCUGUAACAGUAAGUGUGAAUGCAGGCAGUGUUGGUGUUGCACAAAAAGAGAGCAGGGCUGCAAGGCUUUGUUUGUCUCAGUGUUGGGGACUGCAUCAGACGCUGCUCAUCGAUCACGGAUGGGGCUGUUGUCUCUAUACAGUAGUGUUGGUCUGGCAGGAGGAGUUGAAUUAGGCUGAGGCAAUGGCCUGCAGGAGAGGGAUAGAGAGGGGGAGUGAAAGAAAGAGGAGAGGAAAGGAGAAGGUAUGAGGUAAGGUAAACAAGGAUGGGACGUGGAGGAGAGGAGAGGAGAGGAUGCAUCAGGGCUGGUCUGCUGGGGUCUGUUUACUGAUGCAGUCAUUGAGAGAGAGAGAGAGAGAGAGAGAGAGAGAGAGAGAGAGAGAGAGAGAGAGAGAGAGAGAGGGGAGAGAGGGAAUUCUAGCCGGCCAUGUCUGCAUAAUGCACAUGCAGUCCUGCAGGUCAAAUCUGGAUAAAAUAUUCAGCGCUCAAACCUGGAGGCGCUCACAGCAGUGUCACAGGGGGGACGGGACUGAGCAGGCAGCCAGGACCUUUGCCUUAGUACCAGGUUCUGCCUGCUUACAGAGACAUCAGGGCAAAGAGCAGUAAUACUGUGCCAAAACCAUGUAAGGCUCUUGAAACUGUGCCAUGCAUGGCGGCUCACACAGUCCUCCAUAGGGCGAAUGAUUCAAAGCUCUAAUGUGCUGCAGUAUCUGACACAAUGUCCCUUAAUCACUGUCAAACAAUUUGCUUGUUAUGGCACUUUCAGGACAGUCUCACACUCUGGAGACUGACAGAUUAUUACAGUCAUGCUUUUGUUUAUUACAUAAUCUUAUCUUUGUGUAAGACACAGAUAGCUUGGAUUUAAAAUUCAAUAUACAAAGUCUCACAGGGUUUUUCUCAAUUCCAGUUCAAUCUUGCGUUGGAAGAUCCCUGACAGAUCCCUAUCUUAACUUUUCACCGCAGUCACUCCAUCACGGGAUGACUAUGGUUAUUUCUCCGGGGAGCUUCAAGCCUAUAUCCCCCGGAUCAAACUUUGUAUGUAAACUCUGCAACGUAACACUUGCAGUCCCCAGUCACAGCGCCUGUUCUCGGCUCUGACACACUCCAAGAUGCUGUUAUAUAAGAGCAGCCUUUCAUUUCAGAGGCCUUGCUGGGUGCACAUCACGCAGAAGGAAAGGUACGAGUGAGUUAGAAGCCUCUAGUGCCGAUAGACAUGUUGUCAGGGGAAGAUAAUAACAGGAAGAUGUGACUUUCUUUUGUAUCUGACAUGUUGCGCUUUGACAGUUAUGGAACUGGACAAAUAAUAGGAGCUAGAGGCUGUGCAGAGUUAUUAAAAAUAGUAGUCAAAAAGGACCGAAAGCUCAGUUAUGUAUCUCUCUGCCUUAUCGUCUUAACUUAACAUUAUCCAACUACUUUCUAGGAAAUGCGGUUGAGGUGCUUAAAUAUCUUUCCAAGAAAUAAACAACAACAACAACAAGAAAAAACGCAGCCCAGAAGGUUGUGUAUAACACAUUUUUAUAUAACUGUUAUGAUCUACAUGGUUGUAAUAUUUAUAAGACUCUUCAUGCGUAACACAUUUUUGCUGAUGAAUGGGAACAUGAUCCAAAAAGGGCACAGAUUAGGAACCCUAAGUCGAAGUUGUCAUUUUGGAAAUGACCUCUUCAAUCAUCCGUUCUGAGACCAUCAACAGUAAAAGAUAGAGACUCAGAGGUACAGCACUGGAAUGAGGUUUUACAGCUGCUGUGUGGAGAUGUUUGUGAGUGUAAAAAUACAUGGAUGUUGUUGUGGCGAGCUUUUUUUUUUUAUAUAAGACUCUAUGAAAUGGCAAUGAGAAGAUAUUAUUCAAAGCUGUUUACAAAUGUCGAUAUGAGUUGCAUGAACAUUGAAAAGCCUAGAUGGCAAAGAUUCAGGGACUAGGAUUACUGGAUAACAUAGUGACACACACAGCUUUUGAUGUUACACUUUUAAAACAUGUCAGUCUAAAUGAGCAACAAAUAUGAAUCAAUCUCAAAACUAUUUUUUGUACACAUGGGGCACUAAAACCUUCAAUGAAAAGACACUUCAGUUAGCCUGACAUGGUACAUUUCUCUUAUAAUUUUACUUAUUAAUAUGCUGCAAUUUCUAGAUCUACUAUAAGUCAUGCAAACUAUGAAAUAUCAUUUAGGAAAAGUGACACUUAGUGAGAAUAAAUGAGGUUAGCACAACUGAACCAGCACAAGACUUAUUCAUCUCUGUAUUUUCACCCGAUGUAAAUCCACAUUUUUUUGCAAAUAACAAAAGUGGACGUUUUUUUUUUCCCUUUGAAACAGUGAAGUAAAAAAUUUUGAGGCCGUAACUGCAUUACAAGACAUAAUAUUGUAAGAAUAUCUAUCCCUGUGUGUGAUGAACAGUGUAAGAGGGCGACACGGGGUCAAGUGUAUGUCUUAGUGAGCAUUUGUUUGCAGCUUUAAAGGUCUAGCAGCCACAGUAUGUAGUCAACAUGUGCCUGUGUUUAUCUUAAAACUGUUAAACACAGACAAAAUGAGCUAAGUAUAGACACAGAUUAGAGGUUAGGUAUUGGAUUUCUCUUGAACGAUUGGCGAGUGAUCCCCUUUGAAAAAAAGGCUUAGAGUAAGGGUUAACAGACAGAUAAUACAGUAGUAUUCUUUCAUGAAAUGUCUGCUGUGAUGGUGAUUAGAAACAAUGUGCUAUUCUCUGUCUGACUGUGGUUAUGUUAGGGUGCAUAAACCACCACUGAUGCAUCUGAUCUCAGAGGAGAAGAAAGAUUCAGACAACUCAAGUACUUGACCUGAGGUCAGACACGCUGAGGAGUUGCUGGAAUGGCAGCACUGCUCUGAGCGGCAUCUUAGUAAACUCCUAGAGCUUAAUCUGCACUAAUAAAUCUAUUAAUAGGCUAGCACCUGCAGAGCUAGGAUAAGGACAUGUUUACCUGUCUGUUCAGGGAUCCAAUAAAUUACCAGUUAGUACAUCGAGUAAAAGAAACUAGAAAAUCAAAAUCAAAACACCCUCAAAAUUAUACUUUCUUAGAUUAACUUAAUUGAGUAGAUCGUUUAAUGAUAGGGUCUACGUUCAGUAUUCACUUAGUUAAUAUUGUCUUUGUGAGGAUUUAUUUUUGUGAUAUCUUGAAGUAAAUCUUCAUAAAAACUGUGAGCCAAACAGACCACAAGGAAGAAGUUGCGUACUGUACUUGACAAAAGUGAAAAACUAGAUUCCUUCUCAUGCAACUGUGUUUGUAUUGUAGUAUGUAGAGGUUCGGACGUGGUGUACAGAGAGUCAGAGUGCGGUGGCUCAGCACUCUGUGGUGGCACAGGCGAAGAGGAUUUGUUUACAAGUUUAGAGCGCAGGAACCACACCUUCUCUCUGCGCAGCAGCACCGUCACAGAUGAGGGACAUAAACAACUACCCAUUCACCGGCUUGAAUAAGGAGGUGCAGUGAUUUAUCAAUUUAGACACAAUGAGGGGGAUUAAUACUUUGACAGGAAUGAUUGGUAUAAUAACACUCUUAUAUUCCUGUUUAUGCAUUCAGGACGGUCUCACUCGGGUGCUUUGAAAAGGUGCAGUUUACAAUCUUGCAUGCACACAUUUUUAAGAAUAUAUGCAGAGGGAGUGAGGUGAGCCAAGGAGUGGCUCUGGCAUGGCUUUGAUUAUAUAAAGGGCCUGUUCAGCACCAAGGCACUGUGUGACAAGCUGAACCAAUGACGGGGCCGCAGCAGUCCUGGGUUGCUGACCUCGCGAAACUGGCACAGGAACAAACGGUUGGGCUUUAGUUAGCACUCACACACUCGUGCUUGCACCAACUCCUCUGGCUCCUCUCAGCCAGAUGAGGCCUGGGAAGGUGCAGAGGAAGGAGCGCUUAUUCACUCGUAUUUGGGAUGGGCUGUGGUGCAAAUGCAGCUCGAGUGCAAUGACACACAAAGUUGUAAAGUGACGUCUGUUGCUGCGCACAGUGUGUAGUGAAUCACAAAUAUGUGAAUCAGAAUAAAUAGAUAUUUAAGGGGAUUUUUAACCCUUUCUCUGCUUUAAGAUGAAUAAGUUUCCGUAUAUCAGUGCAGUUGAUAAGUGAGCAGCAGCCAAGUAACUCAUGCUUCUGAGGUUUCAGUCACAGCUGCCAAAGCCGUAGUGCUUUUGGCAGCUCUUUCAUACACAUCAUGCUUACCCAGCAUUCACCUGGGUAAAUGUAAAUAUUUAAUAAACUGUCAUUUUGUUACCCGUGACACAAAGGAAGGAGACAUUACAUAAAAGCUUCUUUAGUGGAACGUCUGGGUGCGUGAUUGCGUGUUUACACUGGCACAAAAACGCACCCCGUCUCAGGAAGUCUAAUUUAGCCAAUUAUGAUGCUGACCUGGACAAACGCACCUGAAUGUAGGGUGAGGAGUCUGUACAGAGAGAGAGAGAGAGAGAGAGAGAGACAGCAUGGCAGCUCCUUGUUAAUCACAUCCAUGCCUUAACUCUGCAGACAAAUCAGGCAUUCAUCAUUAAUGGUUCAGCUGCACAAAAGCUGCACUCCUUUCAUUAGGCUUAGUGGGAAAACCCUGCUGAUUACUCCACAGCUGUGUGUUUGGUGAUCAGUCGAAAUCAAUGCUGUGCUACGUAACAGAAGCCUGCAUCUACUAUUGCAUACCAUCAGCUUCUCUUACUGCAGAACCUGAUCCUGUGGAUGACACCAUCUUUUUUCUUACCUGCCUUUUUUUUUUUGUCUUACUCGCUCACUGAGAACAUUUUGUACCUUUACUGAACUAAAAUCUCAGCAACCUCUCUUUUAUUUACGAUCAGUGAUUACAAAGAGGACAAUGCUGAAACAGGAUUACGAUCAUCUUUAACAGAAAAUCUAUUUUUUUAUUGAUUUCUUUAAGAAUUUGAACAUCUAAAAGAAAAAACAAACAGACUUAAAGAGCAAAACAUGCAUAAAAACAUGCAAAAACUAAAAUAUUAUGAAACUUGUUGAGAAAUUUGAACACAGAUCCAAGAUGUUCUUUUUCUUUUUAUGGCUAACAAUUACACUAAUUUAAUUAAGUACCCUUGACUUGCUCCAUUGGGCUGUCACAGUUACAGUCAAAGGACAGGUGUUCAAUGGUUCAGGAUGUGGAGGGUUAGUUCAGUUUUAUUAAUUAGCACCUGAACUGUCCAGAACACUGUCAGCUAUGACAUCAUGCCUUAAUCCCCUCAUCUCAUUCAAGGACUACGCUGCUCCGUAUUUGGGCUCCAAGCGGACCUGGCCUGCGCUUACCGCUAAUCCUAAUCCAUUUGGCACUAAACAAAAUUUUAUUACCUAGGUGGAAACAGCAGCAGAUGGGUAGAUAACUGCUGCAGACUGCUGGGACUGAUACAUCUGGCAACCUAUCCUAACCCUAUCAAACAAAGGACUUAAUACCUUAUUAUUUGUUUGCUUUAGCUAAAGUCUUCUCGCAUUGUUUUGGUGUUUGUCUGGACUAUCAAAGGAAGUUAAGUUGAUUUAAAAAAAAAAAAAAGUCAGAAAGGACCAAAAAAGGAUGCUUAAUUUUAACUAAUCUACAAAAUUAUGCACAGCUGCGUCAGAGAUAUUGUGCAUGGCAUCCACAAAUGGCACGGAUGAACGAGCCAACAAUACAGCCCUUGAGCAAAUCAGGGAAAAUGUCACAGUGACGUGAUCCAUCGUCUCCCUGAAUCUGGCAAAAACCCAGUCCAACAGUUUGAGAUUUUGAGCAUGAAAGCCUCUCAUUCUUGUCACAUCAUGGAAAAAUGUCUGCUUCACCUCCUAAAUUAUGACAAAAGUAAAACAGCGAAGUAACUUUGCGUUCGCUUUUUCUAUGGCUUGAAAGAGUCAGAAUGUAUUGUGGUAGAUUUUACAGGUUUUAAAGAUACCAUGGGGAAUUUUGAAGUGAUUAUCAAAAAGAUUGAAAUCAAUACUGAUGAGUCUUGAUGAGCGACAAAGGCAAACAAAAACAUAAUUGAGAAAAUUAAUUAUUUCUAUUAUCAUUUUAAAUGCAUAUAGAUAAUGCACAGGGUAUGAGUUAAUCACAAACAGCCUUUUAAACUUAGAGGCUUGGCUGAGAUUCCUUUCUUUUUCAUUCUUAUUGAAAAUUGAAUGUAAAUAGACAAGAUCAGGAAGGCAAUGAGGGCUCCUGAUUUGACAAAAGCUACUUUAUCCCAUCUUAGGUUUGGUCUUGAUAAUUCAUCAAACAAUGAGCGUGGUCUAGACCUGCUCUUUUUCUUUCUUUUUUCUUGGGAUGAUGACUGUUGUGAAUUGGCGCUAUAUAAAUAAAAUUUGAUUGAUUGACUUUAUCAAAACUAGCAUAAUCUGUAGGUUUCUUUUAGGAACUUAAAGCAGCUAAAAUCCCUUCAUUUGCCUUUUUAAUUUAAAUUUCCUGCUGGAUUAGGUUCUCAAAUAACUCUAAAAUACUGUAACACAGCAAAGGAUGAAUACAAAUCUUGAGUGCUUUUUGUGCGUUUGAAUUUUGUGUCCAUUUUUAUGUCAUCGUCUGUCUGAUUGUGUAUCUCUCCAAAAAGGCUUUUUCAACCAGAGCCCAGUUUUCCACUCAAAACAUGCUCUGUUUGGGGCACCAAUGGCCUAAUAGUCUAAGUGCAUCUCAUAUUUGGAGGUGACCAUGUGGCCUGCUCCCUGCUCUCUCUGUUUCUUUCUCUUUACACUGUCCCGUGUUCCAUCUUUGAAGAUAAACCUAAAAAUAAAUAAAUAGACAACAUGGCAUCAGUCACAGAUUAAGACCUGCUGUGUUUUCUUAAAGUAAACUAAACAAACAGACUAAAGUAGCGCAUGUUGAUGUCUCACAAAAGCAGUUGUCGUGCUCAUUCACACAGAUCUUGGGAUUUGCCUUCACCAAGCUUAUUACAAGUGGCUAUUGUGUGGAGAUUAGCCAACCAACUACCAAGAUCAUUGUAGACAAAGGAGGACAGCCCGCACAGUCAGAACUCUGGAUUGACCACAACAACAAGCAAAACUGUCCAUGUCAGCGCCGCUAAGUAAGCCCAUUGCUAGAGCAUUAUGUCUCUGAUUAGACGGUUAAAAGGAUCAGGAUUAGCUUAAAGAAGUCUGAGGCUACGCAAGGUUUAGUUAGGCCGAGAGGACGACAGCUAGAGGGAACACGUGGAGGGAAAAGAAAAUGGUCAGACAUCUGUCCCUUCUGCACUAUGUAGGUCAGUCCUACAUUCAGGAUCAGCCAUUUAGUAAAAGCAACACACCGUACAAAGACUGAAAUACUGCAAUGUAGGCACCAGGCAAAACCUAUUUACUGGAAAAAUCUGUGGGCAGAGGAUUCUGUGCUGGAGUGAGUGCUCAGAAUUUGUGGAAAUAGCAGUCCUGACGUCUUCUGUCUUUUUUAUGUUGUUAAAAAAUAUAUUGUCUUUAUUCAAAAGAUAUUGCAAUUUUUAGUACAAAAACACUCUUCUUUUUAUUGCUUUUUGGGGAGUGCAUACAUUGUAAAAAUUUAACGAAUUAAAAGCUACACACAAGAUGAUCUGUGCAUGGCUUUACCAAACUGUUGUGUUAACUAUGUAUUUUAGUAGGCUGAAUCAUUCUUACACAUUUUGCGGAUUUAUGAAAACAAUUUCUCAACUUGUAAUGUUCCUGAAGAUGAUGUUUUUCACCCUGCAAAUCUGUUAAUGGUCCCUGUAUUUGCUGCAGAGAAUUUAUUUGUCCUUAAGGGAUAAUCCUAUAUUAGCAUCCUUGUGCAUAUCUUAAAAAGCCGUCUUCAAUUCCUUGCUUUCUUGCAGUUGCAACACCUUACCGUGUCUUUUCUCUUUUUCCACAGCAAAGUGAACCCCAAACAAGCAACAAGAGUUACAUCAAGUAAGUAACAAAUGUGGCGUGACACCAGGCCUGAUUCAAUCAAACCUGCCAUGGUCAUUUUGAUGCUGAUGUGCUGGAUAGAUGCUCCUGACAACUGUUCUUCACUCUGAAUGCCGGAGACGUCUUUGCUACAUUUUAACACAAACCGAUUUUGAAGUGUGGCGUGUGUGUGAUGCAAACACCUCAGUGGUGAUUCAGAGGUGUAUGUGAGUGAGUGUGUGUGUGUGUGUGAGGCUAUAUUUAGACCCUUUGAAAAAAAAGGCAUAAAGGGAUGAAGACAUUUCUUUAAUUUACAUGAUUAAAAUUUUAUGUUGCUGGAACAAAAUAAGGAGUAAACAUUGGAUAAUGCCACCUUAACCGGGAAACAGACUGCUGAUGAGUCACUGUGAUGACGCAAAACAACUGGAAAUAGAGAAGAGUCUGAGCUCUGAGGUGUAUGCAGGAUCUAGUUGUGCUUUUGUGCGUCUGUGUGUGAGUGUCGUGUGUAGAGUGGGCUAAACUUCAUGAUUAUGUUGCAAUCUGCAAUGCAGCAUUGCAAUCAGCUUAAAAUGUAUACUGAUAUAAUCUUUCAUGGCGCAGUAUGUAAUGUAUGUCUGUGUGUGUGUUUCCAGGUCAAGAUGGUGGGUAUGGAUUACAGAGUGAAGAGGUUAUUUUGACGCCUGAAGAUGAAAACCCUCUCAGGAGAAUACUGCAGGUACACACACACACACUCUCUCUUUGUCUUCCCUCUAACUAUAUCCACCACUAGGUUUCUAUCUUUAUCCUCAUAUACAAACACACAAACACACACACAUAUACACACUAAUGCUGAAAUUCAUGCACACAAAACAGAGAACUCAGCUGUACUGCUUGACCUUGGUUGUGGGAAUAUUGUUAGUUUCACUUUCACCUGAGGUUAAACACUCUUGCUACACACACACACAUAGGACCACUGGAAUGGAAAAUUCACCUUAAUAUACUGUACCAGCUGAUGCAUUCAGGUAUGGUUACAUCUGUUUCAUAGAGAUUAAGUAAUUUUUUGCAACAAUCUCCCUUAAACUACUGCAACCAAUCCAAAAAAAAAGAGAGAGAAAAACAUGAAAUACACUUUAAAGCAACAGUACAUUUCAUGUGAAGUAAAUCUGGAUUAGCCUAAAUUCUCUCCAAUGAGACAUGCCCCUGUAGUACAGAGUGUAAAAAACUAAAGGGGGUUGUUUACAUCUACACAGUGCAGAAAUGCAGUCAGCUACAACACUUUGAUGCAAUUUAGAAAAGCUACAGUGCUUUAACAGCAAAGAAAACAGCUGCCUCCUUGUGUAAGUUUUAAAAUGAGUUGAAACACAAUUUACAGGUACGGUGAGGUCAAAAUGAGGAGCUCGAUAAAAUUACAGCAGAUUUAAGAGGGAGGCCUGCAAGGCUGUGCAUCAAAGCCAGCUAGGAUUGGGACUGUUGUGUUGAAUAAAUCAAAAGUGCGCGCAGAGUAGACUUUCAUACCCUGUAGAAGAGGAAUAUCAAACUGAAAUGGUAUGCCGUGUUUUAAAGCACUGGAAUACUCAAGUGUUGUCCCAGUUUAAUGGCUGCAUACUAGACAUGCACACUAAUUCACCAGACUACUACUCUUCUAAGUCCACUGGCCAGGAUGCAAUUUGGCUACAUUUUGAGGUCAACUUCCUGGUGAUUAACACCCAGUAAGACGGCACCCGUGCACUUUCCGCUCUGACCAGGAAGCUCAGCUGAAAUGGGGCACAGCUUAUAAGAUGUCUUAGUAUAGAAAUCUGAUAUCCCUCAAGAGGAUGACACAGAAUGCAAAACCAUUUCUGCUUAGUCUUUGAUAGCUCGAUAACAGCUUUAUUUCUAUCCUCCUGAACUCCUUAUCUUUGUCUGUUUACAGCCUUUUAAAUGGCACCAUGCAGGGAUGUCCCACAGUAAGAGGAAGCUGCUUCAGUCUCUGAUGGGGCCUUAUGGCCCUCUGAGUGUGUCUUACAAUGGGAAAACCUGCAUUCUGUUCAAGGCAAAGCGCCUGGCAAUCCGGUACAGAAACCAUACCUUUAUCGACUUGACUGAGCGGGUCUUCAAUCCCAACUCACCCGUAGACACAAAAGGAUCCGUCUGCACCAAAGAGAAAGCAACGUAAGUCAAUGUGUGAAGAGUAGGCACAGAAACAUCACUUCUGUUCAAGGAAUGCUUUUAGGCUAGUAGCAAGAUCUUGCAUGUUUAUAUCACACAACAAAGAAAGAACUGCAUUAUAAACACUCCAACCAGUUGUGAAUUUCUCUGGGUUGUUUAAACGAAUCAGAUAAUUUAUGUAUGGUUUUGUUUUGCAACAGGCUAUCACUAAGAUUUGGAGACGUGGAGGAUUUGCGGGGUCUAGUAAUCAGGUAAAUGUCUUGUUUAUGCUUAUAAGGGUGCAAUGGUAAAAAUAUUCAUUCUGAGUAAUUUCAGGGCUCUUGAGUUUUCCUUUUUUUAUUCAUUUAUUUUUUUUUUACCUUCGAUCAUUUUUGUCAUGUGUGCCCAGAAAGGAGCAGGAAAAGCAAAAAGUGAUGAGCAUAAAUUGCCUCAUUUAUAGAGAAACAAACCUCUUAAUGAACUAUAACAAACAAAACAAAUGUGGGCCUUUUGUUGGUCGCCUUGUCAUUUUAUGGUUUUGAUUCUUAAAACACAGUAAUAGGAGGGCAACUGGUUUUGACGAUAGCCUUCUUGUGUGUACGAUUCAUGAGUGUACACGUUAGUGUAUGUGUAUCAGCCCUGCAAAGCUCCACCAUGUGGUUAGCAGGGGAUGCAGAUUUGGAUCCUGCAUGUUUCUUUUUUAAAUUUAUUUAUCGAUAUGUUAUAUUUAAAAUGUUAUAAUCAAGAAAUAUAAACAGACCUGUUGAUGUAAAAGUGUUCUUAGUGCCUAAUAUGUGAAAAUGAGUUCUGUGUUGUGUGUCUGUCCCCUUACUGCGCUAAAAAUGUCCCAAACUAAGACUUACGCCAAAUUUGAUUGUGCAGUUCACCCUCCAGAGCUCACUUAAAAUGUAUUUCUUUUUCACAUUCAUUCCUUUGAGCAGUCUGUUACUGUAUUAGAGUAUUGAGUAAACUAGUUCAUGGACUGUGCGUGCAUCUAAAGCUGUCUCCUCCGCCAGGCUUCAGAUGUCAAACACCUUUUACGAGGCAGCUGGUCAAAACUGGUUCACACUAGACAGCGUUCACAUCCACUACAACUGGACGCAGGAGGCUACGUUCAAUGCCAGCGAGGUCUACGCUCCUGCCACUUCAUCCUACCAUUGCCAGCACGUCAGCAGCCUGCACAAAUAUGACACCCUGCUAGUGCCCAGCUCCCACACUGACACAUCCGCUAACUGGCACAUCACUUUCACAGAUUUCCAGGUACACUAUUCCACAGCCUUUCUUGUGCACAUUCACCGUUGUAUCGUCGUCUAUUCUUCCUGUGUUCCUAUCGUGUGCAUGUUUCUGUAUGUUAGCCAGCCAUCUUCUUCCUGUUCCUUUGUUCCUUCUGUUUCGCUGUCUGUCUCUCUGUCUGUCUGUUUACCGUCUGUUUGGCAGUCUGUCAAUCUGUCUGCACACUCUGUUUAGCCAUCUGCUAGGCUUUCUCAACCUGUCCAUCUGCCCAAUGUCUCUGUGCUUGGUAAGUCCAAUAAGAGCUAGUUGUCCUCUUUACUUCAUCCUAAUCUCAUCUUUCCGCCUUCUCUGUGUCCUUUCAGAUCCAGGCCUUCAAUGUGCAGUCGGAUAAGUUCGCGUCGGCCAGUGACUGUGCCACUUUCCUGACGCCGGCUAUCCUGAUGGGCUUGGUGACCUCUCUGAUCCUGCUCCUUGUCUUAGCCUAUGCCCUGCACAUGGUGGUACACCUCAAGCACAUCGACCGCUAUGAGGAGCACAAAGCCACUGUCUACUUCCCCCGUAGUCCAGAGGCGGAGUUGCCCGACAAAAACAGCCUGUGAAGGAAAAGGACAGCUGGAGGACAACAUGGGGGAAAGAGAGCGAAAGAGAAAGCUGUGAAGCAAAGAUGAGGGGAUUGCCAGUGAUGACAAGAAUAAAAAAGUAUCCUCCACAGAAUAUCUGUCCAACAAAAGACAACUUUGCCUGUUUGUAUGAAAACCUUGUAAGUCUUAACUACUUUCAGAAAACGCAGACUUUGGUUGGAUACUUUUUCUUCUUUCCUCAUUGAUCUGCAUCUUGGCAUCCAUUUCUAAUAAGGCCUUUGGAUGUUCAAGCCCCUCCCUGAGAGAUGUCCAAUGUCAAAGGUCAAGUACCGCCCCAGGGCCCUGAAGGGCAACAACAUUUGAAGGCCUUUACCCCAGUCAGCCACUGAAACCACAAAAGACUAGCACUUGUAGCUAAUACAGCUAACAUUAGAUGCUCCUGAUUAUAUGUAUGUAUUACACUGCUCCAAGGUGUCAAAUUGCAAGCUUCCAUCAUGCUCUUUGUCUUUCCAGCUUUCAUUACAGUGUAGUUUGUCUAAUACUGCUGCAAGAAAUAUACGCUUUAAACGGCCAGCUUUGUAGCUGAACUAGCCGUAUUAGCUGCAUGCUAUAAAAGGCUGGUCUAUCUCAGCUAGCUCAGUGUUUCCUGAUGAACAGAAUAAAGAGGGUCUUGCAUGAGUUGCAGUUUAAAACAAACAAAUGAACAAGAAAAAAAAAAAACAACUACAGAGAAAAGUAGAGGGAGCUUGAAAAGCUAUGGCGUGUAAGGAAACUAUUGGGAACCACUGGGCUAGCGUCUGGCUGGAGUGAACGGACUAUCUCGCACUUCUGGCCCUUCAGAGCCUCUGGCAUCUCUCACCCCGCCCCUGAAAAAGACUGCUGCUUUGGACUUAACUGUGAAACGGCCUUUUUACAGACCAGCCAGACAAAGGGGGGUUCUACAAACUAGCACAACAUUGGUUAGUUGCAACAGCACUAACAAACAAAUGAACUAUCAAAGACUUUUUCAAGGAACUAUGCUGCACAUGACUGCCCAUCCGAGGGCAUGGCAGGAAUGCGGGUCUUGCGAUGACUUGUCUCUCUGAGAGUCAAGUGUUGGGACAAGGGAGGCCAUGGGUCCUCCAUCCACACCACUGGGUUUGACUGCCAAAGUGAAGCUUCAAAGGAGUUGCCAUAAAAAUAUGGUGGGAGACAGAGUGAGACAAUGUGAAAGCGAGAGCUAACCAUUACAGCUAUGUACAAAGCAAAAACACAUACAUGUACAGAAGUGUCACUCUGCGGAGGUCUUUUUUUAUAUACGAUAUAAUCAUGAAAUACUAUUAGGUACAGGAUGACUAUGCUAAUCCUCAUAACCAAAAGGAUAUUCAAAGCUGUAGAUACCAUUAAGAUCUCUAUACGAUCAUAGCUGUUUACUAUCUUCAAAUAUUGCACAACUAAUAAACAUAGGUACAAGUAAGACAUUGUGCUAUGAGGAUUGGUGAAAGUAUCAAUGCAUAUGAUUUUUUCUACAAAGUAUUAACGUAUUACACUGUCUGUCUCUUUGUUUUAACCUGGGCCAGACAAUGUGUGGUCCAGUUUCAUCUAACUGUAAAUUACAGUACAAAUUCCUACCAUAGAAGGACAAUACUAUGGAAUGCCGUCCACCCAUUGGGACUUAUAGAUGCCAUUAUUAUGCCAGAAGCCACACUAGCAGCAGUAACAGCAUCAGUAAGUCAUUACUACUGAUAAAAACACUCAGCAUGACAGUAAAUAGAUAUCUUAACAUUCGAUAUGGCAGUUCUGUCAAUCUGUAGCAGUGUGAAAUGUGUUCUUUGGUCAUAAAUGUAUCCUACAAACUAUGAAAUGAGUGGAGGCGGUUUGUCCAAGGACUGACUGAUGUAGAGUGAACAAUAAAUGAUAUUCAGAGGACGAGGAG